Molecule: messenger RNA, 1275 nt
Organism: Frieseomelitta varia
Lineage: Eukaryota; Metazoa; Arthropoda; Insecta; Hymenoptera; Apidae
Gene: Trm7-32
Product: putative tRNA (cytidine(32)/guanosine(34)-2'-O)-methyltransferase
Exons: 5
Coding region: 91-1188 (365 amino acids)
Biological process (GO): cytoplasmic translation; tRNA methylation
Cellular component (GO): cytoplasm
Molecular function (GO): tRNA methyltransferase activity
Source: RefSeq, a predicted model, not a curated record
GAAUCGUUAUGUUUGACAACAUGAUAGCAAGUUGACCAGAACGUAUAACGAAGGUGCAAUUAACGGUCCAUUGUAUUUUAUCGUUUAAUUAUGGGAAAAACAUCGAAAGAUAAACGAGAUAUAUAUUAUCGACGAGCGAAAGAAGAAGGAUGGAGAGCAAGGAGCGCUUUUAAAUUGCUUCAAAUAGAUAAUGAGUGUCACGUUUUAGAUGGAGUUAACAAAGCUGUGGAUUUGUGCGCGGCACCUGGUAGCUGGAGUCAGGUUUUAUCGCGAAAAUUAAAUGAGAAUUACAAGAAAGCUCUAGAAACUGGAAACGCAACACCUCCAAAAAUAGUUGCAGUUGAUUUACAAGCAAUGGCACCUUUAGAAGGAGUAAUUCAAAUUCAAGGAGAUAUUACCAAUGUUAAUACAGCAAAGCAAAUUAUUUCCCAUUUUGAUAAUGAACAGGUUGAUUUAGUAGUUUGCGAUGGAGCCCCUGAUGUUACAGGCUUACACGAUAUGGAUAUUUAUAUUCAGUCACAGUUAUUAUUAGCUGCACUAAAUAUUACUACUCACAUACUAAAGCAAGGGGGUACAUUUGUAGCAAAAAUAUUUAGAGCUAAAGAUGUCACAUUACUAUAUGCACAAUUGAAGAUAUUUUUUCCCUACGUUUAUUGCACAAAACCUAGCAGUUCUCGCAAUUCCAGCAUUGAAGCAUUUGUAGUCUGCAAAGAUUAUUCACCUCCUGAAGAUUACAAACCUCAUAUGCUAAAUCCUCUUUUAACUCAUGAACCAUGCGACUUUGAUGAGCUUACAGGAAUUAAUAGAGUCGUUGUUCCAUUUAUUGUUUGUGGUGACCUUAAUGAGCCUGACUCUGAUACCUGUUAUCCACUAAAUUUCGAAGGAAAAGAAUACACGUAUCACGAACCAGUACAAACACCGAUUGCACCACCAUACCAAGAAGCAUUGACUCUGUUGGAGAAUAGGGAUACUGAUUUUAGAAGGUCUGAUGUCAACGUAGUAGUAGAUAAUCUAAAUUCCAUGACCAUUGCGGAUUUGAAAAAACAAGCGAAGCAGAAACAUAAGGAGAUAACUAAAAGUGAAAUAAGCAAAUUGCAAAAUAGCAAAAAUGAUGACAGCGAAGACAUAUUGGAACUUGAUCAAUUAAUGUUUACCGAAUUGUUUGAUGAAUCUGAUAACAUGAUGUAAAAUUUUGCGUAUUAUAUUAUAAUUAUAUAUAUUAUAACUGUGUAUCAAUUUAUGAUUAUAAUUGUUGUGACAAAUAAUUUUAACAUA